AUGGCAGAAGGCCGCAAGGAGUACGUGUGGUACCCGGCGGAAGACAAAGAAGAGUGGCGCUUGUGUCAGCUGCUGAGCAGGACACCUGGAGGCGGCACCAGUCUACGCUUCAAUGAGAAGGAUGUAUUGGUCCCUCCUGAGGAGGUGCGCUCGAUUUGCCCCCGAGAUGGACCCAAUCCGCAGAAUCUGGCGAUGCUGGACAAAGACGGACUUGGAGAUAGGCGCGUAGAAGAUGCAAUCCGCAAUCAAUUCUGCAACCAGAACCCGUACUCCAACAUCAACGACAUCACGCUUUGUGUCAAUCCCUUCAGACCCCUUCCAAUCUUUGAUGAGACCUUCAUUGACAAGUAUGCAACACUGGAUCCAGGCCUGCCUCCGCAUAUUUUCAAUGCAUCUGCCAAAGCGUACCAGAGAAGUAUGUCGAAGAAGGAGAACCAGGUGCUCUUCCUCAUGGGUGAUCGAUGUUCUGGCAAGUCCAAAGCUUUGGAACACCUCCUAUGCUUUUUGGGACAGACAGCUGGUGAUGGAGAAGAGGAGUUCAAGCAGAUGCUUUCAGUGGUUGGUCCAUUCCUCUCAAUCACGUCUUCCUACGACCGGCUUUCGUGGCUCUCGACCCGCGCCAUGCUGGAGGUGGAUCUGGGCUUUGCCGCAGAUGGCUUCAUUUGCCGCACCCAGCUGAAGGUCCGCUGCCUCGAAGCCGACCGCGUGGCCGACCGCGCGGGGGCGAAGAACUUCGACGCGCUGUAUCUCGCAGCCAAGGAUGACGGAGCCAAGAAGUGGCUGGGCGACAGUAUUGAGUUUCGACUCCUGGGUGACGAGAUUGACUUCGAAGAGUACGAUGAGCAGGGUACCGCGCAGACGUGCUGGAAAGAGGCCUUGGAUAGCUUUGCGAUCGAUGAUGCCGAGCUGGUUCGGGUCCUUUGCAGUCUGAUACUUCUGGGAGAGCUGGGCUUUACGGACGAUCUGCAGUGCGAGUCGCAAGGGUCCUUGGACGCUGCGGCCAAUGCUUUGGGCGUGAAUUCUGGCGCGCUGCUGGGAGCCUUGUUGAGCGGUGUUCAAGAUGCUCAGCAAGCAAUACAAAGACGAGAUGCUGCCUUGGAGGGUCUUUAUCGGCGCGUGACCGAUCUGGUUCUGCGUUUGAUGAAUGCACAUUUGCAGGGCGACUCCAAGGCCAUCAGCCAAAGCAUGAAGAUCAUCGAGCUUCCUUCCAAGGAUCCCACAGUCACUGGCUUUCACAGCCUGCUGCUGCAGAGCCUGUCCGAGGCAUGCUACAGCCGUUUGCUACAUGCCUGUAAAUCCGACGAGACAGGUGACCUGCGUGAUGAGUCAUACCAGCAGGCACGUUAUGCAGAGGAACUAUGCGAAGAAUUGAUGGAUGCCAUUCAAGGCAAAGACGUGGCUGGAGCACAGGCUUGGGCCAAGGCCAAAAGUCAAGCUGAAGAUCUGCUUCAUGUCGAGGGAGAGGCAGCGACUAUCAGUGGGGCCUGUGGAGAUGUGAAGCAUCUUCUGACCAAAGGUUUCCUUGCGGCUGCCAACGCCCAGACACCUCCGGAAAUUCUGCAAGUCCUGAAACAGUCCAGCUGCAAGUUCUGGCGAGAGAUCGUGGAUCAUGCUGACGGCCUUUCUGGCACCCCUGCAGCCAAAGAGGCUCUAACCUUCCUGGACGAGAGCUUUUGUGGAGAGGCCAAGACCUGGCUCCUGUGCUGCUUACGGCCCAACGACUUCGGGAAAGCCGAUCGCAUGAACCGGCAGUUGAUGCUUCAGCAGGUGAAGAAGAUGAGACUGGCUGACGCGGUGCAUUUGUCAGGUGGAUACUCCAUUAUUUGGCCUUUGAAAUCCUUUCGGGCCCAAUAUGCCACCUUGGCUCCAACCUUAAAUGAUUCCAUGAGUGACGAAGAUGCCUGCCGCUUGCUGGUGAAAUCUGCCGGUGGAGGGGAAGGAACCGUUGGCAAGGAGAAUGUGUAUGGUGGAGAGAUCCUCGAGAAGCUCAUGGAGCAUAAGCUCGAACAGCAUUUUGAGUCAAUCUCGAAGAGUUCACCUGGAACUCGGAAAAGACGGCUAGGAUCGAUGGCCAUGGUUCACCUCUUGCGAUUCGUGCUGAUUGCCAUGGUUUGCUUGCAACGUUCCAUGGCAUGUUCCAACUUUGCCAUGCAGAACUCCUUUGGCAUCUCCGUUCGCACCAUGGACUUGGGGGACAUUGUUGGUCUUAGUUGGACGAUUUUGGCUGUGCCGGCCAAGGAUUCCAAGCAUGGCUUCCUUGGUUUUGCAGCCACUCUGGCUGGAAUCCCAAAUGAUAACUGGCUCUUUGCUGGAAUUAACGAUGCCGGCCUCAGCUGUGAUGCACAAACCCUCCUAGGCACAGAGUACCCCAACAUAUCAUUUGAUGCACCGGAUGCACUAGAUGCUUUGCAUCUUUGUCGAUGGGCACUGGAAAGCUUUGGCAACCUGCAUGACUUGGAAGUUGGACUGCAGCGAAGCAAGUUCACCCGGCCCAAGGGCCCAGAGGCAUUCUUUGGAGGCCUUCAUUGGGUCUUGCGCGAUGCCCAUCAGGGCAUUGUGGUGGAGUUCCUUGAUGGUCAGUUGAAGACUUACAGGGACCCCAAUGAUGGGGAGAGCGGCUUUGGCAUCAUGACCAAUGAGCCGUCUUACCAGUGGCACUUGCAAGCUGUGAAGCACCUGCAGUGGAAGGAGUCCCUGGCUCGGACGGCUGUGAGCAUGCCUGGAAGCUGGUAUCCAGAUGAGCGAUUUCAGCGCAUCUUCCUGGUAAAGAGGGGUAUGCCAAAGCCCACGGACUACCAGGAAGCAAUGAUGCAGGCCGUACAUGUGCUGAAUACUGUCACUGUACCAAUGGGCCUGCAAUUGGGUACAGAUUCUGGAAAGCAUUCUGGUGAGGGGACAUCUGAUCACACACAAUGGGGCGUGAUCUAUGACCAUGUGAAUCGCCUUGUUUACUGGAGGCACUCCAGGAAUCAGAACCUACAGAGGCUAGACUUGCAGAAGCUGCUGGCGCUCGGGCAGAGAAAGCUGGAAGAGUUGCAGGUUGGAGCACAACACCUGGAGGGCACCAAAUCAGAGAUGAAACUUCUCAUGGAGCAAAAGCUGGAAGCCGAGAAGUUGCGCGCCAAAGAGCAGGAACUGCAAUUGGAAAGUCAGCGCUUAGCGCAAGAGAAGGCUCAGCAGGAAAUCGAGAGCAUCCGUGGCAAGCAUGAAGAUGCGCAGCAACAGCAGCAACAGAUGCUGCAGAAACUUCAAGAACAACAACUGGAGCUCCAGAGACAGCAGCAAGAGCAAAUGGAGGCCUUGCGGGCACAACAGCAGGCUGAGCUGGAGCGCUUGAGGAAGCAGCAAGAAGAUGCGUCAGUGGCAGCUACCGCAGCAGAAACUGUGGAACCUGUGGAGCUGUCAGAUGUAGCAGAUGUGCGUUCUCACCAUGAGCCACAGCCGUCCAGGUCGGCGGAGGACGUUCUCGAUGCGCCACAUCAUGCUUGGCCGGUUUGGCACUCCCAACACAAGGGUAUGGAGAGGCGGCACUUCCCCGCCAUGCACACGGCCCUCUCACAGAUGGCAGCCAUUUUGAGAGUUGCCAAAGAACGUGAGCAGUGCAUGAUGGAGUAUGCACUGUUUCAUCAAGAGACGUUGGAUGAUUUGAAGGCUGAGUGGACACCUCAGUGGGGAUCCGACUUGCCAGCGGACUGGCUCGUCUUUUGGGAAGGCGAUCAGUUGACAACAUUUGACAACACCCGUUGA
Messenger RNA from Durusdinium trenchii, 3747 nucleotides. The record is from the annotation of a GenBank genome assembly. NCBI's taxonomy places the organism in Eukaryota, Dinophyceae, Suessiales, Symbiodiniaceae.